UCCCCCUGCAUUCACACACAAUGAACCACAUGACCUGAGUGUAGUUCCCCGGUGACUGUACAAGCCACGUUAUAGUGUGUGGGUGAUGGAGAAGACCGGCUGCUCCUCUCUGGAAAACACAGAUGUCUUCCUGCCACUGUCCUCACUCAGGCUGCUGGUCCCUCCUCUGCGGCUGCUCUCCGCUGCGAUGUGGCAGGUGGCUCAGCGGAGGGACCAUCUCGAUUACCAAAAGCUGGACGAGUUUGUGUCCCUGGUGACGGCCACGGUUCCAGACCUGCUCAGUCCAAAGCAACGGGGCAAACUGCUGCUCCGGCUGCGAUCCAAAAUUAUUCUUGAGCUGUGUAGAAAUGAGGAAACAGCCGACAUGUCAGGCAUACAGCCGCACCUAGAACGAAUCCGCCCACCAGGACACACAGGGAGUGGAGAUGCAGAGGUGGAUGCAGAGGAGGCCAUCUUUGUGGAGCUCAUCCAAACACUCCUCAAAGACCCAGCAGAGAGGAAACAUUUUUACCAGGAGGUUUUUCAAGCAGAUUACGGUCUCAGCUACGACACGGACAUGCAGCUGCUCGUGUGGGAGUUUCUUUCCAAACUGGAGAAACUUCUGCCAGUACCAGACCUCGGCCAGACGGUGUCAUGGCUGACCUCUGCCCCUUCAGUACUGAGGGACUGCCUGCAGGCGCUCUCCAACCCUGAUGACCUGAGGUCUCUCCUGCAACACCAUAAAAGCCUUGAACACCUCGGUGCAGAAGGAACCACUGUGGAGAUGUCCACCCAGGUCUUUGCCUGCUCCGAGUGUCCGUUCUUCCACAUGCAGGAGUCCUACCUGCUGCAGCACCUCGAGCACAGUCACCCAGGGCAAUACGGCAGGUUCCAGAAGGCUGCGGCGACAGCUGAGGCCCCCAAGAAGAAGGUCCAGUGCCCGGAGUUCCCGAAGCCUUUCCCCAUCCACGACAGGCCCGACCCACACACGUGCCAGGAGUGUGGCAAAACCUUCACCCGCGCCUCGGACGUGACUCGUCACCAGCGGACGCACACUGGCGAGCGUCCGUACGCCUGCGAGGAAUGUAAGAAGGGCUUCAAGAACUCCUGGGAUCUGACCAGACAUCAACGCGUUCACACUGGAGAGCGGCCCUUCCUCUGCUCCCAGUGUGGCAAACGGUUCACGCAGAUGGGUUUGCUCAAACUGCACUUUGAACGAACAGCCUGCGGCCAGACACGCAACCCUCCCUUAGACAUAACAACAGAGGUCGUAGUUGCAGAGGAAGCAUCAGAGAAAGGCGGUGGUCAGUACAAAUGCCAGAAAUGUGGCGAGAGCUUCGGCAGCAUCCUGGAGCGGCUGAGGCACAGGCAGGGACACGUGGUCCGGCGCCAGUACAAAUGCUCCCAGUGUGAGAAGAUCUACAGCCGGGCGUCGGAUUUAAAGAGACACCAGAUGAAGCACACAGGUGUGCGGCCAUUUCCCUGUGAGUGCGGAAAAAGCUUCACCCACGUGUGGCUCCUGAAUAAGCACCAGCAGAUCCACAUCAAGGAACGUCCUUACCCGUGUGCAAAGUGUGGGAAGAGCUUCACGCAGGUUCAGAUUCUAAACAGGCACCUGCUGACCCACGACGGCCAGCAGCCUUUCCAGUGCUCCCACUGUGAGAAGAGCUUCACCCAGCUGGCCAGCCUCACACGCCACAAGAGGAUCCACACAGGUGAGAGGCCGUACGUCUGCUCCACCUGUGAGAAGACCUUCCUCACACAGGGAGAGCUGGGCCGACACCAGCGCAGCCACAGCAACUUUAGGCCAUUCAGCUGCUCCCAGUGCCCCAAGAGCUUUAAAACCAAGCGUGCUCAGAGCGAACACCUCAACACUCACACGGGGGAGCGUCCGUUUGCGUGCUCACGCUGUGGGAAGAGAUUUGCCAAGUCGACCUCCCUCAUCCGGCAUAACCUGACUCACACAGGAGAGCGACCGCACCAGUGCUCCCAGUGUGGAAAGACCUUCCUCACCUCUGGUGAGCUGCUCCUCCACAAACGUAUCCACACAGGAGAAAGGCCGUAUCCCUGCUCCCACUGUGAGAGGAGCUUCAGGUGCUCGUCCGACCUCAGCAUGCACAUCCGGACACACACCGGGGAGAAGCCGCACAGCUGUCGGUUCUGUAAGAAGUGUUUCUCUACAUCGUCGAGGCUGAAGAGACACAUGCGCACACACAUGGAGAAGGGCAUUACAGUGGAAACAUUUCCUGUUUGAGCUGUCAGGAGCCGAUUGUAUUUAUUUUAA
Limanda limanda (common dab) is the source of this 2263-nucleotide messenger RNA. RefSeq names its product zinc finger protein 835-like. NCBI's taxonomy places the organism in Eukaryota, Metazoa, Chordata, Actinopteri, Pleuronectiformes, Pleuronectidae. Gene Ontology annotation, biological process: regulation of transcription by RNA polymerase II. The transcript has 7 exons. Bases 86 to 2233 code for a protein of 715 amino acids. Gene Ontology annotation, molecular function: DNA-binding transcription factor activity, RNA polymerase II-specific; RNA polymerase II cis-regulatory region sequence-specific DNA binding. The record is from RefSeq and is a predicted model, not a curated record.